UAUUUCUAACUGGUUAAUAAGUAGAUAUAUACAGAGAAAUUCAUUAUAUAUAGUGGCUGCUCAGCAAACGCAAUUAAUACCUGAAUUCUACCCAAACUCAUUUUGUUUCUCAAUUCUAUGACUUUGAUCUUAUAAUAAUAUACAGUCCCCCUCAAUAUAUACACAGGCUAGGUUCUGUAAAAAUCCCAUUUCAUCCCAUCCUGACUAUUGACCAACUCAUGCCAUAAUUAUGGGCUCAUAAUGCUCAUCGUAUUAUUAUGGAUCAGCAACCCUGAGAAAAAUCAGACAGGAGACGCUAUGAAACAUGCAGAACAAUGCAAACACACAAUUCAAAAAUACAAUUAAUUAAACCUUAGAAAACCUGUAUAUUCAAAAAUGUGUAUUACGAACAAUUAAAACCAGAUGAGCCCAUCCAAAAUGCUUCAUGGGUGUAUGUUCUGCAUGAAUGAGAAGAGGUUGAGAUUUUUGUGAAAAAUGAAUGGAACAAACACUUCUGAACUUUUCCUAACUUUAUAAGUGUGAAAUUAAAUUUUAAAGAUAUGAUCAGAUUUUUUCUGAUUCUUGCUGCAAGAAUUGUGCUUGAAUUCCCUGAGAAAAAGACACACUGUAAUUAAGUCGGCUGUACAUAAAUGCAGGUAUAAUAGCUCCUCAUGUUAUAAACAUUUGAGCUUCUAAUUUUAAAACAUAUGGACAUUUUCCAAUGUAUUUUUAAUUGUAUUCUUUUUUCAAGCGUCUCUCUGUUGCAGAGCAAAGUUCACUCACAGGUGACCCAGUUGUUAAUGGGCAGUAAAACACACCUAAUAAAAAAGUAUCAGUGUAAAAUGCUUCUUGUAGUGGUGUUUGGUUUGGUUAUGGGAGGCAGUAACUGUAAAACAACUUAAAAUGAAACAAAAUAUAACAUACAUGAGCCUGACUGCUCAGACAGCUGAUAUCAGGAAACACUGUUACAUUUUGUGAAGUGUUUGAUUUGUAAAUAAUAUAUCUGAUUCAUAUAAAGCAAAAAUUCUUUUAUUUUAGACACAGAGAGAUUGUGAAUUCAUGCAAUUAUAUUAAUAUUUUAAUACCAGGUGUACUUCGGGGCCCUGACUUUACUACUUCUAGGUAACACUUAUUUUAAUACCAAUGGAGGUAAACUAAUAAGAGCCAUAGAUAUCAGUAUUUGAAAUAUUAAUACCAAGUGAAUAAUGGAGUAGAUGAGUGGCUAUCAGAGCUCCCAACCAACAGCAACAGGAAGCCUCACUGCCCAGAAACUAGGCUUGUGAUCGCAAUGUUGUAACUGGAAAAAAUCCCUGAUGUCUUAAUUUUGAAUGGAAGAUGCUGGAACAGAAAAACAACAAUUACGAGUUACAAUAAUGACAACGAGAAGUCACUGUGACCCCAGUCUUCUCCAACAUCAGGCACUUGAACCCAGGCUCCUGGUUGGAUCAUAGCUGUGGAAGGUGAACAGUGACGUUCCAUAACCUCACUCCGAGGUCAGGGCGAUCCGGAGCCGAUUCCAAAUGCAUGGGGUGCGAGCAGGACACACACAUUAAUUAUGGAGCAGUCAGUCACCUGUAUGGGCACCUUGGAGUGACCUGAACCAGGUGCCUUUGGACUGAGAGAGGAAAUCCACACACGUCCUGGGAGGAGCUGAAUGACGGAGCUGGAUUCGAACCCACGCCCGAAAAAACCUGACGCUGAGAAGCAGCAGCGUUGCCCGCUGCGCCACCGUGCGGCUUAGCGUUGUAAUUGAUGUCACACAGAGUACAGUAGAGUAGAGUACAAUCAGCACUUCUCCUGCACGCAGCUUUUCCGCCGAUAGGUGCCGCCAAAGUGCCACUUGCCCCAGCACUGCCUUGCCGGGGUACUUUGUAGCGCUGAAAGAGACUUUACCAGACCGGCGAUCCGCCACCUUCAUUGCAAUGGAAUCGAUCAUAGACAUACAUAGUAGAAAAAAAGCCGAGUUCCGCUACUUACAAACACGGCGAUCCGGUAGCUUGUUUCUCUCUGCAGAUGUGUGUUGUGUGUGUGUGAGAGAGAAGCUGCGUCGGUGCGUCAGGCCCGCCGCCGAGGGGGGGCACGCCUCUUCCGAGCGCCUGCGCCACCGCGGGGAGGGUGUGUGUGUGUGCGCGCGCGUGCGAGCGUGCGGCGUAGCGCGAGAAAACUCCUCGCUGCACUUACUGUACAUGAACGUCACUGAAGAAGCGGGCAGAAAAAUCAGAAGGAAAGGAGAGGGCGCGCCUCAAAACGCCCUCGCCGCCGCGACAACAAGUGAGUGCGAGCGGAGGCGCGAGGAAAGGACAACGGACUGGAAGCCCGCGCGGAUUCGGAGCCCAGCGCCGUUCGGACUUGGCCGCUCGCUCGGGGCUCCCAGGCUGCCAGCUUCGGGAUCCUUCCCGCUCGAUGCGCGCCUCUACUUCUACGUAAGAUCAUGUGAGCGCGGACGGUCGGUUCGGCGGAGGUGCGCGCGUGCCCAGGCCGCUCCGCAGAUGGCUCCCGUCGCCGCUUGAACUGAAGUGAAGGAUGUUCCCCGGCAGCCGCGCGAGAGCCGAGCGGGCUUUCUGGCGUAACGAGUCGUGUGUGCCGAGCUCUCGUUCCACCUCCGGAUGGCAGCCCGCGAGCCCCUGCGCGCCACAGUGACACUCGGCACACACACGGACUGAGGCUGAGCGAGCGAGCGAGCGAGCGAGCGCCCACCGUUCGUUCGUUCAUUCGUUCGGUGGUAUUUUGUGUGUCAAACGAGCCGCGGCGGGACUACCUGCCAGGGAUACGCCAUACGGUCCGGCGACUGCAGCUUGGAUUUCCAAGUGAUUUUUUUUCCCCUCAGUUUUUUUUUUUGUGAUUCCCUUCAUAUCGAGAACCGCGUCCAUCCAUGGAGCUGGAGAACAUAGUAGCAAACACGGUACUGCUCAAGGCAAGAGAAGGGGGCGGAGGCAAGAGGAAAGGGAGGAGCAAGAAAUGGAGGGAGAUCCUGCGUUUUCCACACAUUAGCCAGUGCGUGGAGCUGAGGAGCAGCAUUGAGAGAGACUACUCCAGCCUGUGUGUGAAGCAGCCCAUUGGCAGGGAGCUCUUCCGGAUGUACUGUGAGACCAAGCCAAAACUGAAGAACUGUGUCCGGCUGCUGGAUGCUAUGGAUCAAUACGAGGUGAUGCCGGACGAGAAGCGCAGGAGCCAUGGAGAGGAGAUUGUCUGCAGGUUCCUCACCACGCAGUCUCAGGAGUGUGUGCCAGAGGUGGCCGAAAGCUACGGGCAACUUUGCAGGCACAACCUGGAGCUGAGCCCCUGCAAGGAAAUCUUCAGCGAGUGCCGCAAGGCCCUCCAUGACUACUUAAGUGGGACCCCCUUCAUGGACUUUCAGGACAGCAUGUAUUUUGACCGCUUCCUACAGUGGAAGAUGUUGGAGAGACAGCCAAUAACAAAAGAAACAUUUCGUCAGUACCGGGUAUUGGGAAAAGGAGGGUUCGGAGAGGUGUGUGCCUGCCAGGUACGUGCCACUGGGAAAAUGUACGCUUGCAAGAAGCUGGAGAAGAAGCGUAUUAAGAAGCGCAAAGGCGAGGCCAUGGCACUCAAUGAGAAGCAGAUCUUGGAGCAGGUCAACAGCAGGUUUGUGGUGAGCCUGGCGUACGCUUAUGAAACCAAAGAUGCCCUUUGCCUGGUGCUGACCAUCAUGAAUGGUGGUGACCUGAAGUUCCACAUCUACAACAUGGGCACACCUGGCUUUGAGAAGGAGCGCGUGCAGUUCUACGCUGCAGAGAUCUGCUGCGGCCUGGAGCACCUGCACAGGGAGUCCAUAGUCUACAGGGACCUGAAGCCAGAAAAUAUUCUCUUGGAUGACAACGGCCACAUUAGGAUAUCGGAUCUCGGACUCGCCAUCAAAGUGCCUGAAGGGGAAUUGAUUCGAGGAAGAGUAGGAACUGUGGGAUACAUGGCUCCGGAGGUGAUCAGCAAUGAGAAGUACGCCAUGAGUCCGGACUGGUGGGGUUUGGGCUGCCUCAUCUACGAGAUGACAGCUGGGCGCUCGCCAUUUCGCGCACGCAAGGAGCGAGUCAAGCGGGAGGAGGUGGAGCACCGUGUCAUGGAGGAGCAGGAGGAGUACGGCAGCAGGUUCGCAGAGGAUGCAGAGGCCAUCUGUAGAUUGCUGUUGACCAAAGACCCGAAGCAAAGACUGGGGUGCCAGUCGGACGGCGCAGCGGAGGUGAAGGCCCAGCCCUUCUUCAAGAACAUCAACUUCAAGAGGCUGGAGGCUGGCAUUGAGGAGCCCCCUUUCGUGCCUGAUCCCAGAGCCGUCUACUGCAAGGAUGUCCUGGACAUUGAGCAGUUCUCCACCGUCAAAGGUGUCAACCUGGACCAAACAGACAAUGAUUUCUAUGCCAAGUUCUCGACUGGCAGCGUCUCCAUUCCAUGGCAAAACGAGAUGAUUGAGACGGAGUGCUUCAAAGACCUGAAUGUGUUUGGCCCAAAUGGAUCGCGACCCCCUGACCUGGACUGGGACCAGCCACCCGAGCCCCCCCGACGCAGCUUCCUGGACAGGAUCUUAAGAAGAAAUCAUCCGGAGGUGUGCAUCGUUCACAGCAAGGUCUCAUCAGCCAGCGUGAACUCGGUGGACUCGAUAUCGAACUCUGUCCCAUAGUGACCGAGCGCCGUUCCACAUGGAAGGACAGUGUUCUUACAAGAGUGUAUUGGGCAGGUGUGCCGAGGUUGGCUCAUGGGAAGUGAAGAUACUGAGUCACACUAGGAAAAGAAACGAGAAGAAGAAUACAAAGUCACCUCAACGACCCUCAGGAUUGCUAAUGGAGAAGAGUCACUGAUGAUGGAAGAAGGGAAAAAACAAAUCAGGGGAUUGAUUUUUUUUUUUAUUUUUUUUUUUA
Messenger RNA from Scleropages formosus (Asian bonytongue), 4847 nucleotides. Its product is annotated as G protein-coupled receptor kinase 5-like. The transcript is spliced from 16 exons. Lineage: Eukaryota; Metazoa; Chordata; Actinopteri; Osteoglossiformes; Osteoglossidae. Bases 2852 to 4609 code for a protein of 585 amino acids. Gene Ontology annotation, cellular component: cytoplasm. Gene Ontology annotation, molecular function: ATP binding; G protein-coupled receptor kinase activity. Gene Ontology annotation, biological process: signal transduction; regulation of signal transduction; protein phosphorylation. The record is from RefSeq and is a predicted model, not a curated record.